This is a messenger RNA of Hylaeus anthracinus, 1912 nucleotides long. RefSeq names its product ankyrin repeat and KH domain-containing protein mask (gene ssp6). Bases 7 to 1743 code for a protein of 578 amino acids. The transcript has 3 exons. The record is from RefSeq and is a predicted model, not a curated record. Gene Ontology annotation, molecular function: protein binding. Lineage: Eukaryota; Metazoa; Arthropoda; Insecta; Hymenoptera; Colletidae.
GAAGAAAUGAACGUUAAUGAAACCGUUUCGCGCGGCAUUGCACAGAGCUACGGCAUACAUUACAAAAGGGAGCAGGAAAUCGAGAUGGUCACGUACGUGGACUACGUCGAGUACGACGGGCCGGCGUUCAAAGCCGGUAUGCGGGAAGGCGACGUGAUACUCUCCAUAAACGGCCACGAAAUGGACAGGGCCGACCACAAGACGCUGGUCAAUUUCAUAAAGAACUGUGAUACCAGGAUGCGGAUGGUCGUGUCCUUCGAAGACUGCGUUAGAAAGGUGGAGCUGCACAUGCGAUACAUAGAGCUGCAACGAGCCCUCCAAUCGCGCCUCGGGGAAUUGGAAAGACUCUGCGAGAGGGAACGGUCUAUCCUCAUGGGUCGAUGGAAAACCCAUUCACUGCCAGCACGCAAGAGAACGCCUAACAGCGGGGCCACGGGUAACCCCAAUCAACCCUCGCCGUCGUCGAGUUUCAACUCGUCCACCAUCCAGUGCUGCAGGCCAGCAACGUCCACGGAACAUCUUCUGCUUUACAACGUGUUCUCCGACGGUAGGCCAUGCCUGGUGCCUCGAAACGCCGCCUGUUUGGUGGCAGUUGGACCGCCACGUUCCCGCAGCGAUCACCACCACUUCCUCUCGAAGAUGCCGAGCGAAUCUGGUGUGACCGCCUCGUCGCGGCACAGCUACCACCAAGCGAACGGGAUGAGCAGCACCCCGGCGAAGUCGAAAUCGCACAAGUCCUGCCAGCAGCAGCAACAGCAGCAGCAAGCUGGCGCCAGUGGUGAGCCGUCGUCUCUGCACGCACCUCCUCAGAGCAGCCUCUGCGUCGCCUGCAUAUCCAGCGCCAAUCGUCGCAGAGAACAAUCGGACAACGGCAGUUUGGACGCUUACGACCUGGCUAGUCCGUGUUGCGAUCCUAAUUGCGUUCCCAGUCGUCGGCGCAGGGAGAAACAGAGGCGCGCGCGAAACGAACAGAAUCACCAUCAACAGCAACAGCAACAGCAACAACAGCAACAGCAGCAACAGCAACAGCAGCAACAGCAACAGCAACAGCAGCAACAGCAACAGCAACAUCAUCACGUGCAACGAGAGCAACCACAGCAAUCGCAACACACCUCGCACAAUUGCUCCAGGACGUCUGGUCACAGCCUGCACUCCAUCACCAGCAGCGACGUCUCCACCAUCGCCGACAGCGUUGCCUCCUGCACGACCAGCCUAAGCACGGACACCCUCUACUGGGAUCCGUCGAACGUGCACCAACGGCCACCACCGUGCCUUCAGUACGCCAAGCCAAAGUCUUGGGACAAUCUUACCACCAAGGCGUUCGGUGGCUAUGGCUUCGGGUACGGCUACCUGGACACAGCCACCGCGAAGACGCACAGCGCCGAACGGCCGGGGAAGGGUUCCCACGGACGUGCGAAAACGCCGACUGGCACCGUUCAGAGGAGAACCAGCUCCAGCACCACGUAUUCCGGCAGCUCCACCAGACACUUUCAGCCGAACAAGUCUACCGAGAGCCUGCUGAUACCGCCGCCUUAUCAGGCCGAAUUGGACGCGAGCCUCAGCUGCGAAUGCUUGGACGGGCCAGCCCCGCGUUGCGUGCCCGUCAUCCAAAUGGAGAAGCACGGUCGUCAGGAGGAGGCUGGGUACAUCAUCAGCACCCACACACAAGUUCGACAUCGCCGGUCUAGCCAUUCGGAUGGGAAACUGAGGCCUCUAAACAAUUCCGAAGCGACGCGACUCUAAACCGUAUCUGGGGAAUCGCAGCACGUGGUCCUGGCGAGUGGAAGAAUUACUUGGGGAAGAGGUUCGACGAGUGGAACUCACUCGUUUGGUCCUGUAUAGUUCCAUCGCAUGCUACACUCAUUAAUUCUGCGUUAAUUUCGAUACGUCGUUACAUUUGUGAUUUUUUGUU